Molecule: messenger RNA, 1935 nt
Organism: Phytophthora nicotianae INRA-310
Lineage: Eukaryota; Oomycota; Peronosporomycetes; Peronosporales; Peronosporaceae
Exons: 3
Coding region: 1-1935 (644 amino acids)
Source: RefSeq, a predicted model, not a curated record
AUGGUGACAAACGACGGUGACGACAGGUUCCGUGCAACGUCGGCAGUGACGUUCCAAGAGCUGUUGGUAGUAGGCAGUACGCGUGUGAAGACAACGACGGAGAGGCCGAUGGACGCUGCUGUCGCGAGAGAGUUGGCGGAGACAUGCACGGACGAACUACUGGAUCCACACAGCGGCGUGAGCGGCGAGUGCUUGUAUCGCGGGGCAACCAGCAGUGGCGUGAUGAUGAUGAAGGCGGCCAUUGACGCGGAGAUAACAACCCGUGAUGAUUGUAGGGCGAAGCGGUACGUGCAGACUGUGCCCGACGGUCGAGAAGGAGAACGACGAGAACGACUACAUGCAGCUGAGGAAGGCGGCGUGCUAACGUCUGAGGAAGACGGUGUGUUGACGUCUGAGGAAGGCGGCGCACUGACGUCUGAAUAUGGAGGCGUGCCAGUGACUGAGGAAGGCGGCAUGAAGACGAUGGAGAAGAAUAACAGGGCACUUGAAACAGUAGUCAACACGAUGUUGACAAUAGCACCGGUUGUGAAAACGGCAACGGAAUUCAUGCCACUGACCACGACGGUCCCAGUGAUGGCCACGCCUUCAUCAACCACGCGGAUGACGGUGACGGCACCAAGUGAAGACGCAAAGGAGACUACGAUGACUACGGGGUGUACCAUGAAGCUGGGCAACCAUCCAGUGCCAGAUCGUGCUCACGUGGCUGCAGUACGGCUAGCCAGGAAGCAGGCGAAACGUGACGCCGAGCGGCAUCGCGUGGAAUGUGCAGUAAGACGCGCGACGGUUAUGCCGGUGAACGACGAUGAAGUGGUUUGUGCGGUGGUCGAGCUUGAAUACGGACAGCGAGUCUGGCGACAACGACAAACUGAUGAAGCGUUGAUUGAACUGGAAGAACGGAAACAACGACGAUGGACGGAGACGCAAAAUCAGGACCAACGAAACUCGCAAAGUGCACGAGUUAGUUUGGUACAACGACUUGGAAUAGCCGCAGUGAACGUGGCCAGGGGCUCCGGUGUGGAAGCUGACGAAGGUUUACCGACGGCAGUCAUGGAAUUGGACGGCGAGAAGUACGAUAUCAAGUGGGAUAGUUGUGCCAGAUAUUCCGUAGCGGGGACAGACUGGAUGGAACGUGGAGAACGAGUGCGGGGACCAGCCCCAGUGGACUACGUAGAAGGAGUGGGGUGCUUCCUUCUCGAUGAAGUCGGAGUUUGGGCAUUCGAGAUGCGCAACGUGUACGGGCAGGUGGUGCGAAUCACGGCAUGCAUUAUCGAGGGCUGUACAAGUGAGUUCUUAGUGGGGGUUGACUUUAAGAAGGAACACAAAGCAAACAUGGAUUUUGACAAGAACGAAAUUUUCUAUCAUGAGAAGGAGCUGUUAGUUGUUGUUCCGUUCCGAACGGAGGAUAACAAGAACGGAGAGACGAAGAUUGCUGUGGUCAGACUGGCUCGGUGUGCCAAGCUGACACGAAAUGCGGUAACACCAGUGACGAUCAUGGUUGCUGCUCCUGAUGGAGAGACAGGCCGUCAUGCUAGCGACCACCGUGACGAAGGUCGUUGGCGGCAAAGCACUCAUCCCGGCAAAAAGGAGUUGGGAGUGUGGGUGCCGCUUACGAAGGACAUGCAGAUGUUGGAAUUGAAUGGAGAACUGGAGCCCGACAGAGUCUAUAAGUGGCUCGAGACCCUCGGAGAUACUAAGACGCCCCUGGACAAUGAACAUGAAGUGCGAAUUGGAGAAGACGAGGCUAUGACACGUGCAUUAGUGCUCAAACUACUCAGGGCCUAUACAAUAGUGUCUACCAACACCGGAGAUUGUCCACCGGUGACUUCGCUAGACAUACAACACCACAUUAAUACCGGCGAUACCGCACCGAUAAUGUUGAAAAGGAGACGUCAGGCUCAAACCGAGGACGCUGUUAUUGAAGAUAACGUCGCUUAA